Messenger RNA from Botrytis deweyae, 1368 nucleotides. RefSeq lists its product as uncharacterized. Gene Ontology annotation, biological process: glycine biosynthetic process; L-threonine catabolic process. Lineage: Eukaryota; Fungi; Ascomycota; Leotiomycetes; Helotiales; Sclerotiniaceae. The record is from RefSeq and is a predicted model, not a curated record. Gene Ontology annotation, cellular component: cytosol. Bases 1 to 1368 code for a protein of 455 amino acids. The transcript has 3 exons. Gene Ontology annotation, molecular function: L-allo-threonine aldolase activity.
AUGCAUUCACCCGGGAGAGUAGUAAGGUAUAUUAGGACCUUACGACCUGCAAUUUGCUCUUCAAUAAACAACAUACGACCCCUCGCAAACCCCUUUCCUCACCCCGCGCCAAUUCUUAACACUCGAUCCAGAAUCGCUCUCUUCAGUAUGGCAACCAAAGAAAAGGAAUUGGGAACGGAUGAUCUGAAAGGUCUAGGUGGAACGACCGAUCUACCACCAACUCCAGAGCCUCAUCAUGAAAUCAAUGCUUGGUCUGGUCCAGGACAAGCAGCAUUUGAUUUCCGCAGCGAUGUGAUGACUACUCCAACCAAAUCCAUGCUUACAGCCAUCCAAAACACUACACUCUUUGAUGAUGUCUUCGCUGAAGACCCAACAACCAAUUCACUUGAAUCUUAUCUUGCAGAGAUUACUGAGCAUGAGUCUGCCAUUUUUGUUCUCUCCGGUACUAUGGGCAACCAAAUUGCUCUCCGUUCUCACCUUGUUCAACCUCCCUACUCUGUACUCUGCGAUCAUCGAGCCCACAUUCUCGAGUGGGAAGCCGGCGGUACUGCAUCUUUGUGCGGGGCUCUUGUGAAGGGAGUAGUGCCUAGCAAUGGCGUUUACUUGACUUUGAAGGAUAUAGAGAAAUCUGUUACUAUUAGUGAUGACAUACACACAUGUCCGACAAGGGUUAUUAGUUUGGAGAAUACAUUGGGUGGAACCAUCAUGCCACUCGAGGAGGUCAGGGCUAUUUCAGGAUUUGCCAGGAAGCAUGGCAUUAAAUUACAUAUGGACGGAGCUAGACUUUGGGAAGCUGUUGUUGCUGGAGCGGGAUCACUGACAGAUUUCACAAAGGAAUGUGAUAGUGUUAGUUUGUGUUUUAGUAAGGGAUUAGGCGCACCAGUCGGAAGUAUGUUAGUGGGCAAGAAAGAUUUCAUCAAGCAUGCUAGAUGGGUUCGGAAAAGUAUUGGAGGAGGGCUCCGUCAAGCUGGUGUUUUGACCGCGGCUGCGAGAGUUGCGGUCGAUGAAACAUUUGGAAAGGGUCCAAAUGGAGAAGGGGGUCUCUUGCGCGAAAGUCAUAAGACGGCCAAAAGAAUCGCGGCCUUGUGGGAAGGAUUAGGUGGAAAGUUGCAGCAACCAACCGAAACCAACAUGGUGUGGCUGGAUUUGGCAGAUGCAGGUGUUUCGGCGGAAGAAUUCAGAGAAUUGGGAAAGGAGAAAGGCUUGAAACUUUAUGGUGGUCGAUUGGUGGUGCAUUAUCAGAUCGGGAAUGAAGCGGUGGAUAAGUUGGAGGAGAUUAUGAAGGAUAUUUUGGAGAAGAAAGGAAAGGGCACUAUUGUAGUUGCGAACAAGAAGCGAAAGGUAGGAGAGAAGGAUUAUGGUACUUAA